AUGAAAAAUUCAAAGAGUUGGGUUAAUAUUCUUACGAUUCCUUCUUCAUCUUCACGUGAGACCAUGCACAAGAGAGGAGAAGAUUUUCUUGAUACGUGCGAAUGGUGCAAAAAGAAAAUUGGUGAGGAUAAGGACAGAUAUAUGUACGGUAGUUUUCAAGUAUUUUGCUCGAUCGAGUGCAGGGACAGACAAGUGGCUGUAGACGAUGAAAACAAUCCACCGUCACCAAUUUGCCAGGACCAUCAAUUUGUUUUCAAACCCAAGGCUUCAAAAGUUAGAGGCAGCAAUUACAUUUUGGUUCUUAGUUGUGUACUGUUUUUGUUUUCAGCUUUUAUUGUAGCGAGUGCUGCCCUUUCAAAGGCUUUUGGGCAUCUGUGUUCAUCUGCCCUUUCAAACUGA
This is a messenger RNA of Striga asiatica, 399 nucleotides long. The record is from the annotation of a GenBank genome assembly. NCBI's taxonomy places the organism in Eukaryota, Viridiplantae, Streptophyta, Magnoliopsida, Lamiales, Orobanchaceae.